Molecule: messenger RNA, 10967 nt
Organism: Dromaius novaehollandiae (emu)
Lineage: Eukaryota; Metazoa; Chordata; Aves; Casuariiformes; Dromaiidae
Gene: ZNF618
Product: zinc finger protein 618
Exons: 17
Coding region: 522-3461 (979 amino acids)
Molecular function (GO): protein dimerization activity
Source: RefSeq, a predicted model, not a curated record
CGGCGGGCGGCGGCCGGGGCUCGGCGGCGGCCCGGCCGCGGCGGUGCCCGGCGCGGGGCCGGGCCGGGGGCCGCGCGGGGGCGGAGAGGGCAGCGCGGCGGGCCGGCCGGCGGCGCGGCGCGGCGCGGCUCCCGUGCGGCGGCUGGGCUCGGCCAGACUCAGCCCCUUUCUCCUGCCGCCGCUUGAUGCGAAUGUGCUGCGGCUGGAGCUGCCCCCAGAGCGGCUCGUGAUGGCGGCGGCGGCGCGGGCUCGGCAGCGGGAGGCGCCCGCCCAGCCCUGCGCGCCGCGCCGCUAGCAGCAGCGCCCGUGCCCGCGGCGGCGGCCCCGGCCCAUGCCCCCGGGGGGAAGGGGGGCUGCAGCAGCCCGGCGAGCCGCCCACCCGCGCAGCGGGGGCAUCGCCCCCACUCGCCGCUCCUAGGAGGGCGGAAAGGAGGCAGCGGCGGCGGCGGCGCCUGCAUUGUGCACGCAGCGGAUCGCAGGCCCCGGAGGAGCGGGGCUCGCCUUCCUCCCGCCCCAGCCUCAUGAACCAGCCGGACGGCACCGCUCCGGCGGCGGCGGCGACGGCGACGGCGACGGGAGCGCAGGCUGACGAGAGCAACAGUACUGGAAGGAGGAGCUCUUCAAGCAGGGAGUGCUUGAAGAGGAGCCCGAGGAGCCCGAAGGCAGAGGGCUCCGAUUCUGUGACAUCUCAGUCCUCACCCAGUGAAGAAGCUGGAAUGAUGACUGAGGUGAAAGUGAAAACAGAGGUACCAGAUGACUAUAUUGAAGAGGUGAUCUGGCAGGAUGACACCAAAGAUUCCAAGAAGAACAUAAAAGAUGGGCCGGGAGAUGUGCCAGCAGAGAUAUGUGUGGUCAUAGGUGGGGUCCGCAACCAGCAGACGCUCGAUGGAAAAGCAGUGGAACGUGGCUCUCCAGUUGGAUAUACACGAAAUCGAUAUUCAGGGACCUGGAUUUUUGACCAUGCAUUGAGAUACACGUCCGGGUCUUACGAGUGUGGAAUAUGUGGGAAGAAAUACAAGUAUUACAACUGUUUCCAGACCCAUGUGCGAGCGCAUAGAGACACUGAAGCUGCCUCAGGUGAAGGAGCCUCACAAGGCAACAAUUUUAGGUACACGUGUGACAUUUGUGGGAAAAAAUAUAAAUAUUAUAGCUGCUUCCAAGAGCACAGAGACCUACAUGCCGUGGAUGUUUUUAGUGUGGAAGGGGCCCCAGAAAACCGGGCAGACCCCUAUGACCAGGCCGUCAUAGCAGCCGAUGAAGUGAAGGAGGAGGAGCCGGAACCAUUUCAGAAGAUUGGUCCAAAAACUGGCAAUUACACCUGUGAAUUCUGUGGCAAGCAGUACAAAUAUUACACUCCCUACCAAGAACAUGUGGCGCUGCAUGCACCUAUUAAGUUCUCUCGAUCUCCACUCUUCGUGGCAGUGAAGACACAGGCGAGCCAAUCCAGCAAAAAAACACCGCCUUCAAUAAACCGAUGUUCCACCCUCCUGCACCGCACCCCCUCCGGUGUCCCACCGGCAUCCCAAUCCCAGAUGUUCCGCGCUCCAAAUUCUGGAUCCCCAGGAAGCAAGGCCAUCACAGCAGAAAGUGCUUUCAGCAGGAGAGUGGAAGGCAAAGGGCAAAACAACUUUGAAGAAACAAACAGCAAUUCUCAGAACUCCAGCGCUAUUCAUUCGGGGACAGAAAAACCUAAAGAAAAGCGAUGUAAGCAGAACCCAUCAGAAACCGCAAGUCCCCUGAUUUCAAAUCCUUUCCCGCUUUUACAAAAACCUUACACCUGUGGAGCUUGUGGAAUCCAGUUCCAGUUUUAUAACAAUCUCCUGGAGCACAUGCAGUCCCAUGCAGCUGACAACGAGAACAAUAUUGCCUCUAGCCAGCCCAGAUCACCUCUAGCUGUUGUUGAAGAAAAGUGGAAACCACAGCUCCAAAGAAACAACGCCAACAAUACAUCUGCGAGUGGUUCGGUAGGGAACAGCGCGAUCCCAGAGAAGGAGCGGCAGAACAUUGCCGAGAGGCUCCUGAGGGUGAUGUGCACUGACCUUGGGGCUCUGAGUGUGGUGAGUGGGAAAGAAUUCAUCAAGCUAGCACAGACUCUGGUGGAUAGUGGAGCUCGCUAUGGUGCCUUCUCAGUCACCGAAAUCCUUGGCAAUUUCAACACACUGGCUCUGAAGCAUUUGCCUCGGAUGUACAACCAAGUGAAAGUGAAAGUCACCUGCGCCCUGGGCAGCAAUGCAUGCCUUGGCAUUGGUGUCACUUGCCACUCUCAGAGCAUCGGUCCCGAUUCUUGCUACAUCUUGACAGCUUAUCAGGUGGAAGGCAACCACAUCAAGAGUUACGUCCUGGGAAUUAAAGGUGUAGACAUUCGAGAUAACGGUGAUUUUAUCCAUCACUGGGUACAGAAUGUGCUCUCGGAGUUUGUGAUGUCAGAGAUCAGGACGGUGUAUGUCACAGACUGCAAAGUCAAUUCCUCCGCGUUCUCCAAGGCAGGCAUGUGCUUGCGUUGCUCGGCCUGUGCCUUGAACUCGGUAGUGCAGAGUGUGCUGAAUAAGCGAACACUACAGGCUCGCAACAUGCAUGAAGUAAUCGAGCUCCUGAAUGUCUGUGAAGAUUUGGCGGGAUCCACGGGCCUCUCAAAGGAGACCUUUGGCUCCCUGGAGGAGACCUCUCCCCCACCCUGCUGGAACUCGGUGACCGACUCCCUCCUGCUUGUCCACGAGCGCUACGAGCAGAUCUGUGAGUUUUACAGCAGGGCCAAGAAGAUGAACCUCAUCCAAAACCUGAACAAACACCUGCUCAGCAACCUGGCAGCCAUUUUGGCUCCGGUGAAACAGGCAGUGAUUGAAUUGAGCAAUGAGAGCCGGCCCACCUUGCAGCUGGUACUGCCCACCUACGUCAAACUGGAGAAACUGUUCACUUCCAAAGCUAAUGAUGCUGGCGUAGUCAGCAAACUCUGCCACCUCUUCUUGGAAGCGCUGAAGGAGAACUUCAAAGUUCAUUCGGCACACAAGGUAGCCAUGAUCUUAGACCCCCAGCAGAAGCUGCGGCCCGUCCCACCAUACCAACACGAAGAGAUCAUUGGCAAGGUCUGUGAGUUGAUCAAUGAGGUCAAAGAGUCCUGGGCAGAAGAAACAGAAUUUGAACCUUCGACCAAGAAACCCCGGGCAGCAGGGGAAGCCACAGCAGCUCAGGAAGAAGAUUGGUUUGGGAAAAAUGAAGUCUAUGAUUAUUUGCAAGAACCUCUCUUCCAGGCCACCCCUGACCUGUUUCAGUACUGGUCGUGUGUUACCCAAAAGCAUACAAAACUAGCCAAGCUAGCCUUUUGGCUCUUAGCAGUGCCUGCUGUUGGUGCCAGAAGUGAAUGUGUAAAUAUGUGUGAGCAGGCUCUCUUAAUCAAAAGGAGACGGCUACUCAGUCCCGAAGACAUGAACAAACUCAUGUUUUUGAAGUCCAACAUGCUUUAAGACUGUCUUUUAAUUAAAACAAAACUUUAAAACACUGUUCCAAACAAAGAAAAAGAAUUUUAAGUUCUAAACACUGUGGACCUCAUUAUGAAUGCCCCUGGAAACCAAGUGCUUUUUUAUAUAUAUAUAAAAAUAUAAAUAUAUAUAAAAUUAAGUUUGAAAGGAAAGCUGAGCACGUGAGAGAGACAGCCCUCUGCCAGGAACGUGCUCCUUUCCAUAGAUAGUGUGUGGACUUGACAGACUUUCUAAUGUUUUCAAGUGGGCAGACCAAUGGGAGGCUGAUGUUCUAAAGUCUUCAGGCAGCUGAGAUCUAAAGUGACUUGAAGUUUCUUUUGUUUCUCCUCCACCCCACCUUUUUCCUCUUGUCCCCUGGGCCAUCUUGCCAUGGAUAAUCAGACUACAUUGAACAGACCAGUUCUGCACUGGACUUUGCUCCUUUGAAUAACUGUACACCUUGAGGGCAUUUGUCUUCAGCCUUCUUGACAUACGGUGCAUGUUAUCAGGGCAGCUGUGUUUUAUGAACACCAGUAUCUUUAGAAAUCAGGAAGGGAGACUUCAAGGAUUUAUUUUAUUCUAUUUUAAUUCUAACUUUUUCAUAUAAGGUUUUUCCAAACAACAAAAGUUACUCUUCUGUCUCCACUCCCAGUUUUGAGUUUAACAUGUUAGCUAGUGAUUAUAAGUUUGAUUUAAAAUUAAGAGAAAUGAUUCAUGGCAGAAAACGUCUGUAACUGUUACUUUUCUUGGAUUUCUUUUCUUUUUUUUUUUUUAGCAUAACUUCUUUUCUGAAUUCCCAGUGUAAAUUAGCUUGUCUGUGAAUUCUGUACAACAGGGGUUCUCAAAUUGUUCAUAGAGUAGCCCAUUUGUGAUUAAAUAACAUCCUUAUGGGAACCGCAGCAGUUGCUUAUAUGGAAAAGCUAGAAACCAGCAAAAGCAAGCAAGCGGUGACAGUACAGGUCUGUGGGCCAUCAGUGAGCUUGUCAGGGUCUGACAGCUGCUGUUGAGAACCCUUGUACCUAAACUUUUUGUAAGCCUUCCCUGUACACACACUCAAAAUAGCCUUCACAUGGCCAAGGACAAACCAAGGUGUAUGAUUUUUCAGGGGAACAAAGAUCAUCAGUUUUGUCAAACUGGGGUUUGAAGGAAGCUUAGAGAAGUGCAUCAGCUCAAAGAUCCUUUUGAAUGUAAGUGCUCCCAAUUGAGUGCAAAGAAUACCUUCCCAUUUUAUUUGGAAUGGUUUCCUCUAGUAGCACGAAUGUCUUUUUAAUACCUAUAGUGCAUUACACUACUUGUUAUGUUGUUGAAUUGUUCUGGCUAGGAAGGCCAUGGGCCCUUAAACAUUCGCACGUACUGGCUCACCCCAAUUGCAAUUAGAGAUCAUCAUAAAGCAGAAACAUCUCAGUCACUCUGCUGUCAGUCAGGACCAGUGCUCAGAUGUGCCCAGUGCCUGUAGGCACAGUUCAGUGCGCUGCUGGACUAGAUUUCUGCAGGCUGUCAGAUUUGGUGCCUCUUGGACAAUUCCCAACUUCUGAUGCCAAACUGUUAAUUUUUCAUCACUGGGAUUUGUAUCCCAGAGGCAAAUUGAGGCAAAUUAUUAUUUUUGAAGUAAUCUCUCCUGCUUCCAAUAGUCUGCUCUGGAGCUGCAGUCACAGAGGCAGCAGAGCAGCGUUGGAGGUUUAGGUGGAUGGACUGAACAGGAACGUGCUCAGCUCUGACCAGGAAGGCUGAGACCGAAGCCCUUGAACAGAGCAGGGGUGUUUUCUGAUUGCCGACAAUGCAGUUGUGAGACUGAGGGCCUUCUUUGAAGUGCUGCUGUUGAACAGACAUUAAACCAAGAUCGCACCAGCCCAUCUCUGGUUGUAAUAGAAGUUAUAAGUCCCAAGACAUGUGAGAAAUGGCAAACACAGUCAGCUAGCUUGCAGCUCUACCCACCUGGUCUCUCAGGCUUUGUGUUCAGGUGUCUUGAUCCUGAAAGGCACUGGUAGCUUCCUUGCCAUGAGGCUUAGACAGGGGAACUAGAGACCUUCCCUAGAUAGAGGUCACUGAGGAUAACUCUUCACAGCCAGCUGUCUUCUCCAGAUGAGUCUUGCCCUUUUCGGCCUGGGAAGCAGGAUCUACUGCUAGCCAGAGUCCAGAGUUUGGGUUGGCGGAACCUCUCAGCACUGUUAAUGGCAUCAGGGCAAAACUGGCGAUCUCCUAAAUGCAAGUUCUGGGUGUAGAUAUCCUAACCGGUUUCUAAAAGACACAGUUGCACAACGCCGCUACCAGCUGCAGGAAUAACAGUACCUAAAGAUGAGCUGCCAGCGAGGCGAGGUGUUUGUAGGUCUGAUUUCUCUGGCAGUGGCUUUGGCAAACAGACGUGUUGGUUGUAGAGCAAUCCCUUCUUGCUGGUUUUGUUUUCUCCCAUAUAAAUGCUACCUGCUUGGCAAGCACAGCUGGGCCCACGGGUAACACAUCUGUUUGCACUUGCAGUUCAGGGGAAACCUGUAGCAAACAAAAAUUAAGUCUCAGACUACAGAGAGGAAGAAAAAUAACAGGCAAGAGGUGUGCUGAUUUUGAAAUGUUUGUGCUAUGCUGUAGGUCCCACUGAAUAAAAACCAAGGGAUGCCGCAUCAAGAAAACUUUACUGAAGAGGUCCAAAGCAAGAUUAGCUUUUGAGGCUGCAGAACAUGUAUUGUGCAGCCCAGCUGAUGGGCAGAUCUGGGGACAGGAUCUGUAGUUUUCUCCAAAUGGCAUGUUACAUCUUUUUACCUGGUUAGCCUGAGACUCGAAGAGCCACUCACAAGCUCCUUGUCACGCUGGCAUAACACCUUUGCAUUCCUUUGAAAAGAAGGCUCCAAAACCCGAAACUUCUUUGCUAAGGGACAGGCUGGUAACUUCUGUGUGAUUUUUCAUUUCAGGCCUAUUGUGUUGUCUUUAUCUGCAAGGCAUAAAGGAUGGGGAAGUGGACAAAAGAGUUAGCACAGGUUUAAAGUCCUGGAAUUAAGAAUGAAGUGAGAUUGCAGUGGUGUGUACAAUCAUUUAAUGCCAGGUUGUGCAUAGCGUUGAGCUGGACCUUGGCUGCACAACCAAGGCAUACAAACGGAGAGGCCACAGCCACCCUUAACCCCCAGCCAUGCCUCUUCCCCAGCUUACCGUAUGGUCUUGGCAUCGGAUCUGGAGCUUUCUCGCUGUGAUGACCAAAGAGAGGGAUUGACUGGCCCUCUCCCCCGUCCAAGUUACUAUCACCUCCAAGGCUACUUUGGUUCUGGUUGUACUAAUGCUAAGAUGGACAUUAAGCAAACGUGCAGCAAUGUCUGUUAGGUGCAGUUCUCCUAAAGACUUAAAAACUCAACUUAGCAGCUGAAAAAGCAAAAAAAAAAAAAAAAAAAAAAACCAAAAAAAUCCACCAAUCCUAAAAGGUUAAAAUUGAGCAACCUGGAAAAUCAGUGAGAAGAGAAGCUGGCUGGCCACCCCCUUCUCCAGCUAGGCAAAGGAAGAUUCUGCAGCUUUUCGUGAAGCUGCACAAGGUCACAGGGUAUUCCACUGGAAAGUGCUUAUCAGUGCUCUGUGAGAUGUAUCUGAUGUACUAAUGCCCCAUGCUUCGUGUCUGUUAAAAGGAGAGAAGCACAUCUGGAGCACAUGUACUUGCUCCACGUGCAAAGUUUUUGCUGUUGCUUGUCCUGCCCUUUUCAGGAUUCCUGUUUGCAUUCAGGAUGUGCAGAUACUUUACUGAGGUCUGAAUUUCAGAAACCCUUCAUUUGCCAGGUUGUUAGGACUGGCUCAGCAGGAGCUCUCUCUGUAGAGCAGCACAUGUGCUGCAAGGAGUGCUGCUCAUUCUGUGACAGGAAAGGGGAGAGUCUCUUUGUUUGGCAAGAGUUGUCAUGAGAUUCUGCUUCCUUUUGGCUGGGAGGAGAAAUCCUCGGAAGUGGGAUCAUCCUGUGGUAGUUGGUGUUGAGAAUUUACCUUCUACUUGUUCUGUUUCCUUUAUUCACACUUGAGAAAUGUAUUUGGAUAUUAAAAUGGUAUCUCUGUCCUUCAGGAAUUCAUCUGUUCCUGCUGCUUACUCUAUGCCUGACCUUACAGACUUCCCUUUCUGACUUCACAGUUUGUUUUGAGAAUGGUUACAACCUUCAGGUGGGGAGCAAGCACCAGCAGAAGAUGAACUGUUAAGAAUUAAAGGCUUUCAUGUCCUGUCUGAAGAUCCUUGUUAAAAAUAGAAAAUUCAAAAAGUAGGGAACAAAGGUAUAGCUCUUCAAAAUCAAGGGUUGUUUCUGUGUGAAUAUGGCAGCCAGAUGGUUAGUGGAGAAGAACUUGGAACCCGUAUUUUUUUUUCUAUGUCUUUUCUUCUCUCCAUGUCUCUAGUGGUCUGGCUUGCAAGAUGGGCUUGGCAUCUUGGAACUGGUUAGGUUUCAGAUAGAAGUAAACUUUUCUUUUUGUCAAAGCUUUCUCUGUUCUAGGAAAACUGAUUUGGUUUGAUGUGAACUAGUGCAAUCUAGAAAACUUGCUGUGAAAGCCUACAAUGGGUUUAAACUUUGCCUAACUCAGAUCUCUGUUAAUUACUGGUUGAACCAAUUUAACUUUGAGAUAAGCAUCCACAUAAAGCGCCUGCAUUGGUUUCACUAGAUUGUGCUUGCUGGGUGUUUUCCGCUGCUGAUCAGAGAAUGCUUUCAUAAGCAGCUCAGGGAGUGAGGACCCUUAAGUGAAUUUUGCAAAUGAAGUUUUGGCAAUUAUGCUCAAAGCCCAAGAAUCACUGAAAAUAGAUCGGAGACAAUUCUGAAUUUUGCUUGAGCCCUAAGUUGUUAUAUCUGAGUAUUAUUACAGUAUUUAGUGAGAUGUCUCAGGUUGGUUGGUUUGUUUUUCUCCAACUGCUUGCAAUAACAUGGAAGGUUUUGUGUGAGUAGAAAUUACUACAUAUGUUUUUAUAGGUGAAUGAGUCUGUGUGGCCUUACAUAGUCUGAAGAAUCAUUUCCACAUGCUGAAUCCCACAGUAGGUGAGCCAGGAUGUAGUGUUGCACAGGAGUGGGAUGAGUGAGACAUUGUGCUACUCAGAGAAUACUGUGUUCAUUUCUAGAAAGCACCAAGUUACUGAUAAAAGAAAGGAAAAGAGCAGCCAGAAAGCUACUGAAGGGCUAGUAGUUCUGUUUUCUAUUAAGGAAGGACUCAUAUCUCUAAGUGAAUCUCUCUGGCUAAAGGAGGGGAGGAGAGAAGCUCCUGUGAGCAUUCAGGAGCACACACAGGAGAGAAAAGUUCCCUACGGAAUAGUUAGGAAUAAUUGGAUGAAAGUGAACAAAAAGACACUAAAAACAGAUUUUGGGCAACCUUUUACUGAGGAGAAACCUCUUCAUGUAGGAAUAGUCUGUUGUGAGAAUGUUUUCUGAGUCCUAUCAUUUAAAAUUAAGCUGUGCAAAUAACUGGAGCACACUCUGUAAGGCACAUCACUGCUUUGGACCUUACCGAGAGAGGAGACUGGGUGUAGAGCCUGGGCAUGAUUGCUUUGGUGGUUGAGUCCAGUCCUGCACAACAGCUGAUAGGUCCAAAAGGGUCCAUAGAGCAUCUUCCUCCACAUCCUCCCAUUCACCACAGCCACCAAACCCUUCCCAGCACUAUAUAUAUAUAUUUACCCGGUUUCAUAAUGGAAGGAGCUAGUUGACUGGCAGGAGGGGCAGAAGAUACAACACCAGUCUUGUCAACCCUUACACUGCCAAGGUGAGAGAAACUGGGAGUGGAGGAGAUUAUUAAGUGUUUUGCUGCUUCUGCUGUGCGUUUUCUGUGCUACGCAGUGAUCUUGAGUCCUUGGGAUCCGUUGUGAAUCCCCAGAACCCUCAGGUGAGGCUCAAGGUCCUUUGUCAGAAACUUUUGAAGAUGUUGCCCUCUAGCAAUAAGAACUCCCCUUUGCAGUGCACGGGACGUGUGCACGUGCCAUGGGCAAUCAUCUUCCCUGGGGCUUCUGGAAAUUUCACAGAACAAACCAAUAAACAAUAAAAUACAGAGAGGUAAAAACAAGCACAGCUCCAAGUUGAAUGCCUCUUUAGUACUGUGGGAUAGUUUGCUUAUGCUAGGCCAGAAAUGGUAAACCAAUGAGAGUGUAUUGCCCUGAAAUUUAAUUUUAUAUAUUGAAUGUUUUGGGGAUUUCUGUUUAAUUUUUUUGUUUGGCUGGUUAGUUGGGUUUUUUACUACUCCUGUUAGUCCUUUGUUUUAUAACUUGACAGAAGAGUUUUGCUCACAUUAGACAACGGUGUAUCCAGUAGACCCUUUAGGGUUUAAUGAUCUGUAGGCAGCUGAGUUUGAAUUUUUAGAAUAGCUUCUGAAAUGAGUCACAUAAAUGGCUUGUUCAUGCACAACAUCUACCACUGACUGAAAGGAUUUUCUUUCUUCCCAUCACUUUAGCGUCACUGACAGUGGUCAGCAUGUCUUGGUGCCCAGCUGAGCAGCACAGCCUUAACGAUAGGAAUAUUUUACAGUGGAAUUGAUGAGUACAGGCAUGUCAAACCCUUGCUUUUUACAACCAAAGUUCCUUACAAAGACACUUCCAGCCUCAUCAGCCUUGAAUGCUUGUUUUCAGUCUUCUAGGGGUUCUUGUGGUGGUCUCUGCAAUGUGUGUGGAUAGGACGGGUUUUUUUUUUUUUUUCCAGGAUGUUGGGGGCGGGGGGGAGAUGUUUUUCUUUUUUAAUUUUUUUUUCCUUGCUAUCUAUGGAGAAGAACCUUUCCGCUCUAGGAAGGAGGCCUGUGUUCUGGAAGGAGCAACAGUCUUAGGAGCUGUUUUCCAAAGUCCCUUUAACCUUUUUGGGGACUUUAAUUGUUUUUUAAUUAUUUAAAAGGAAAACCAGUAGUGGAUAAACUGAAACAUUCAUGACAGGUGACUAGCCAAGGCUGUAAAUCCAGGAGGAACGCACAUCGUCCAGACUGUGAGGAUUCUGGUCCACGCCGUAGCUAGAGAGUGUCAUGCCGACAAAUCAAACCAUCAGGAAAUCCUUGUUUGCAGCCAGUCUGAAAAGAGAAGCUGUUCCUCGUUCGUAUGUUCAUUUUUUGAAACCUCCUGUUGGGAGCUGAAUUCUUGCUGUUUCACCAAGAAAACAAUGUUCUCCUUUCCCUCCUCACCCUCCCCUCCCUCAGUAACUUUUGUGCAUUUCCUUCCUUUCUGUAGAUGCAGAUGUUCUAGGCAAUACCACAGAUGCACCUGCGUGUGUCUCUACCUGCGAGUGCAAGAAUCUCAUGUCAUCUUAAAAAAUACAAAAAAAAAUAUACAAAAAAUAUACAAAAAAUAUCUUUUUUAGGCCAGAGUUUUCUACAGGUAUUAAUGAAUAUUUUUCUUAAUCCUUAUAAGUUUUAUGUGUUUAAUAUUUCUUAAUACCGGUAGCAUUAAUUUAUACUUUUGUAGCAACACAAUAUUUUUAUAAACCGCCACCGCUGGCUUUGUCUUCAUAAUGUGGAAAUGUGCGGGCAGCUGGCCCCGCACUGUACCAUGUACUGUAUUUAAAAGGUUAUCUAAUGUCACACUUGCUGUGUUAAUAAACAAAACAAAACCUG